AUGGCCAUUCCAUUCCCAGACUUGGAUCCAUACACCACAUUAAACCUCACUUCAAAAUCCACAGAAUCUGAAAUCAAAAAAUCUUAUAAAAAAUUAUGUCUUAAAUAUCAUCCAGAUAAACAACAUAAUAAAUCUGAAAAGGAACAAGAUGAAGCUAAGCUUUUAUUUGAAAAAAUUCAAUUUGCAAAUUUAAUACUAAGUGAUCCUGUAAAAAGAAGAAAAUAUGAUCAAACAGGUUCAUUUGAAGAAGUUACUGAUGAUGGAUUUGAUUGGUUUGAAUUUUUUAAUCAAUGUAAAGUUGAAAUCACAGAGGAAUCAAUUGCCAAAGAUAAAAAAGCAUAUCAAGGGAGUAGUGAUGAAGAAGAAGAUAUUAUUGAAUCAUGGUUAGAAACCAAUGGUGAUUUUUUACAAUUGUUUGAAAAUAUACCACAUAUUGAGAUUAAUAAAUUUGAUGAAGAAAGAUUAUUUAACAAGGUUUCUUUAUUGAUUGAUGAUGGUGUUAUUGAAAGUACAAAAAAGUGGGAACAAUAUAAAUCUCAGAGAAAUAAAAAGUUUAAUAAGUUGUUGAGAUCAAUUAAAGAUGAAUCUGGUGAAGCUGAGGAAUUGAAAAGAGAGAUAUUAAAGAAUAAGAAAUUGGAUACUGAAGAUGAUUUAAAAGCUUUGAUUCAACAAAGAAAUUCUGGUAGGAUUGAUUCAUUGAUUGAUAAAUUAGAAUCAAAAUAUGGGAAUAAAAAGGUUAGUAAGGGUACAAAAGGUAAAAGUACAAAAGGUAAAAACAAGAAAUCUGAAUAUGAAAUUGAUGAUGAAGAAUUUGAAAAAAUUCAAAAAAAGAUGAGAAAAUAA
Messenger RNA from Hansenula ciferrii, 843 nucleotides. Its product is annotated as J domain-containing protein. Gene Ontology annotation, cellular component: cytoplasm; nucleus. The record is from RefSeq and is a predicted model, not a curated record. The transcript has a single exon. NCBI's taxonomy places the organism in Eukaryota, Fungi, Ascomycota, Saccharomycetes, Phaffomycetales, Wickerhamomycetaceae. The coding region runs from base 1 to 843 and encodes 280 amino acids. Gene Ontology annotation, molecular function: heat shock protein binding.